AGUGGGUCUGUCGCUUCUCUGCACCUCCGUCCCGGGCUGGACUUAGGAGCACCACCCACUUGCCAUUUCUGGCCUUUGGAGAGAAAUUUGCAGCAGAUGAAGGCAAUCGAUUGGCCUGGUUAGAGGCUGACCAGAAGAACAGGGCAAGCAUGGAAAAGCAAGGCUCAGCUGGCCUAGAAACAGGAGAAGAACCUCACAGCAUCCACGCUGGAAAGAAUGAGACAUUCUGCAAAAGAACUGCCCCAAAUAUCCUGAGUGGGGACACAUCCCGCUCAGAUACAGAGUGCUGGCGCUUCAGGCGCUUUCUCUACCAGGAGGCUGAGGGGCCCCGAAAAGUUUGCAGCCGACUCCACCACCUUUGCCAUCAGUGGCUGAAGCCAGAUAGGCACAGCAAGAAGGAGAUCCUCGACUUGGUGGUCCUGGAGCAGUUUCUGGCCACCCUGCCCCCAGAGAUGGAGAGCUGGGUCAGGGAAUGCGGACCAGAGACCAGUUCCCAGGCGGUGGCCCUGGCAGAAGGCUUCCUCCUGAGCCAGGCAGAGGGCAAGAAUCAAGACCAGCAGGGUCCAUCAGAAGGGGCUGCUGAUUUCUCCAAGGCACAGCAGGAUCCAUUAGACCUCAGGCAGAGGUUUACCUUCAGGGGGAUCAUACAAGAACAUAAUGGAGGGGCUGCCAAUCUGGGUAGUGGAAGGAGACUGCUGGGUUGUUCUGGGCCUCCCCCUCUUUGUGGUAGACCGGAACCAUCGUCUGUGCUACCAGAUGAGGGUCUGAUGACCUUUGAGGAUGUGGCUGUGUACUUCUCAGAGGAGGAGAGGACUUUGCUGGAUCCGGGCCAAAAAAUUUUGCACAGGGAUGUCAUGGUGGAGAACUGGAGGAAUCUGGCCUCUCUGGCAGGAGGUGUGCAGGAAUCAGCAAGUGAAACAAAAAAGCAUCCAGUGAUGGAGAAAGAAAAUAAAUAUCCAGAUGUCAAAGAGAUUGUUGAAAAUUAUGAUGCAGUAAGGAAGGAGGAGGGAAAAGGGAGGGAGAAAUCCUGUGUUUCACAUGGUGAUGAUUCUCAUAAAAUUCCACUACUUCAAAAAAUACACACAGGAAUGAACAAUACAUUCAAUAGGAAUGAACAACCUACAACUGAGCAAAAUGUUCUCAAGAUAUCAGCCAUCAAUAUACAUUAUAAGACACAUAACGGGAAGAAAAUAUUUAAAUGCCUUACAUAUGGAAACACCUUCAAGGAGAAAGAUAACCUCACCUCCCAUCCAAUAAAUCAAACAGAGGGGGAGAAAUAUAAAUGCCUGGAGUGUGGAAAAAACUUCAGUCGGAGUUCACACCUUAUUUCCCAUCAAAGAAUUCACACAGGUGAGAGACCGUAUAAAUGCCUGGAGUGCGGAAAAGGCUUCAGUCAGAAUGGAAACCUUAUUUCCCAUCAAAGAAUUCACACAGGGGAGAAACCAUAUAAAUGCCUGAACUGUGGGAAAAAAUUCAGUCAAAGGGGAAGCCUUGCUUACCAUCAAGGAAUUCACACAGGGGGGAAAAAGUAUAAAUGCCAGGAGUGUGGAAAGAGCUUCACUAAGAGUGGAGGCCUUACUUACCACCAAAGAACUCACACAGGGGAGAAACCAUAUAAAUGUCUGGAAUGUGAUAAAAGUUUCAUUUGCAAUUCAAGCCUUAGUUGCCAUAAAAAAACUCACACAGGGGAGAAAAAAUAUAAAUGCCUGGAAUGUGGAAAAAGCUUCAGUCGGAGUUCACACCUUAUUUGCCAUCGAAGGAUUCACACAGGGGAGAAACCAUAUAAAUGCCAGGAGUGUGGAAAAAGCUUCCGUCAGGGUGGAAACCUUACUUCCCAUCAAAGAACUCAUACAGGGGAGAAACCCUAUAAGUAUGUGGAGCAUGGAAAAAGCUUCAGUGAAAAGGAAAGCCUUAAUUCCCAUGAAAGAAUUCACACAGUAGAGAAACCCUAUAAAUGCAUGGAGUGUGGAAAAAGCUUUAAUCAGAGUGGAAGCCUUACUUCACAUCAAAGAAUUCACACAGGGGAACAACCAUAUAAAUGCCUGAACUGUGGGAAAAGGUUCAGUCGCAGUGAAAGUCUUACUUAUCAUCAAAGAACUCAUACAGGAGAAAAACCAUAUAAAUGUCUGGAGUGUGGGAAAAACUUCAUUUGUAAUGCAAGCCUUAGUCGCCAUCGAAGAAUUCACACAGGGGAGAAAAAAUAUAAAUGCCUCGAGUGUGGGAAAGGCUUCCGUCAGAGUGCGCACCUUACUACUCAUCGAAGAACUCACACAGGGGAGCAACCAUACAAAUGCCUGGAAUGUGGAAAAAGCUUCAGCCACCGAGGAAACCUUACUACCCAUCAAAGAGUGCACACAGGCGAAAAACCACAUAAAUGCCUCGACUGUGGAAAGAGCUACAGUCGAAAAAUAAGUCUUACUUUUCACAGCAGUAUUCACACAGGGGAGAAACCGUAUAAAUGCUCCGAAUGUGGAAAAAGCUUUGGUCACAGCAGGCAACUUACCUCCCAUGAAAGAAUCCACAAAGGGGAGAAACCAUAUAAAUGCUUGGUGUGUGGAAAGUGUUUUACUGCAAGUUCAACCCUUAAUUCCCAUCAAAGAAUCCACACAGGGGAGAGACCAUAUAAAUGCUCCGAAUGUGGCAAAAGCUUUAAUCGGAAGGGAAACUUUAUUUGCCAUCAGACAGUCCACACGGGGGAGAAACCAUAUAAAUGCUCUGAGUGUGGAAAGAGCUUCAGUUACAGCAGAAGACUUAUUACCCAUCAAAGAAUCCACACAGGGGAGAAACCAUUUAAAUGCUCUGAGUGUGACAUGGGCUUCAGAAACUAUUCAUGCCUUACUUAUCAUCAAAGAACCCACACAGGGGAGAAACCAUACAAGUGCUUGGAGUGUGGAAAAGGCUUUAGUCGGAAUUACUCCCUGGUCUUGCAUAACACAGUCCACACUGGGGAAAAGCUGCAUAAAUGCUUCCAGUGCGGCAAGAGCUUCAGCCGCAAGCCUGACCUUACCAGGCAUCACGAAGUCCACGCAGGGGAGCAACCUUGCUUCCCAUCAAAGGAAUCAGAAGAAGGGGAAGCUGUAGAAAUGUUCACUCAGUGGCUGGAAUUUUUGUGCUAAUUCAGGCCAGAUUUAUACAGCUAUUGAAUGGGUUCUGGUUGAGACACAUUCAGUUCUCAGAUGAAAGCAUUAGGAUACAGUUGGUUAUAAAAUGGGGGCGAGGUCUCCUCCCUCUUUAACACACGUUAUGGAGAGGAUUCCUUUGUGAGGGGUCAUAGAUCCAGAGGAGUUAGCCGUGUUGGUCUGUAGUAGCAAAAUUGUGACGAGUCCAGUAGUGCCUUU
Eublepharis macularius is the source of this 3338-nucleotide messenger RNA. Its product is annotated as zinc finger protein 420-like. The transcript is spliced from 7 exons. The record is from RefSeq and is a predicted model, not a curated record. Gene Ontology annotation, biological process: regulation of DNA-templated transcription. Bases 150 to 3116 code for a protein of 988 amino acids. NCBI's taxonomy places the organism in Eukaryota, Metazoa, Chordata, Lepidosauria, Squamata, Eublepharidae.